GUUUUGUCCGUCUGUCUACUUUGCUCAAGCCAGCAAGCACAACGCAGCGAGUAGCUCUGCCCAGAUGGUCGACGCUACCCCGCUCGACACGAGCUGGACGCUGACCCUCCCCACCCUCGACGGCCUCUUCGCGCACCCAGCAGCCUCAUCCUCGAAAAGCAAGUCCAAGUCGCGCCUCCGCUCGUCGCUCGGCGGCCUGACGCGCGCCGUCGGCUCCCUGUUCGCAGGCAGCAGCAGCUCCAACGGCAACGGCAGCAGCGCGCCCACACUCCCCUCGGCAAGCACGCUCGACCCCGUCGUCAGCCUAGCGCAUAGCCCCGACCCCGUGGACGGCAAGGCGCUUAUCGCCGCCCUCCGCGCCGUGGGCGCGUUUGCCACCGACCUCCGCGCGGCCGUCGCCUCGCUCCAGGAUGACGCGGACGUGAACGACGACGGCGAGGACGCCGAGAUCGAGAUCGUCAUCGCGACGGGCGAGAUGCUUCUCGCCUUCCUUUGCGGCGCGGCGCUGUGCGCCCGCUUCCUCUGUGCGUGUGGCGGCACGCCGAUCACCGACAACAGCGACGCUGCCGACGACGCCGACGCCCUGCGCCGCGACAUACACGCCGCACUUCGCCAGUGCCUCGAGGGCACGUUUAUUCUCCUCCCGACCCUUCGCGCCCUCCAUCACCCACCACCAAACGUCACGGCUGCCGUGCUCGCCGUCGAGCGGGCUGUCCUCGGGUCCCUCUUCCCCGACGCGGAGCCGAGUGAACCGACGGUGGUGGCGCCUUCCUUCGCACCGAUCCUAGAGCACGCGCGAAGCCUUGUCGAGAGCGUCAACGCCGCCGCAAGGCUCAACACGGGACGCACGCGGCGGAACUCUGCCUCUGCGCCGUUCGACCAGACUGCCGCGGCGCGGGCACACGCCCUGCUGGGGAUCUACGCCGGGUGUGUUGCGGGUGUCGAGCGGCUGCCUUCCCCCGCCCAGCAGGAGAGCGUGCUCGACUCGAAGCACCGUGCCGAGCGCGAGCGGUGUCGUUCGUUCCGUGUGGCGCUCGAAGUCAACCUCCUCGCCACCGACCUCGCCUUCAGCUUGGUCUCGCUGUCCAUGGACGCCGUUACGCGCCGCGCGCAGGAGCUCCUGACCGCAAGCGACGACGAGGGAGACCGCGAGGAGGACGACGACGACAUUGCAUGGGAGGACAAGGCCGAAGCAGGGCUGGUCUCGUGCCUCAGCGCAGCGACCGAGCUCAUCCAGCACCACCGCAGCGGCGUGCUCGUCGACGAGCUGGUGCGCGAGGACUGGUUGGGCGUUGACGACAGCGACGAGGCAGACGACGAGAGUGACGGAGAGGACGGGCACCACCAGCAUGGCAGCACAAACGGUGUAAACGGCACGAGUAACGGGAACGGACACUACGCCUCGGAUGACGAGGACGACGAGUACGACGACGACGAGACGGCGUCGACGUCGACUCGCCAGAGCGAGCUCGAGGGCCCGCCGACGCCGCUGCGCACCUUGUUCACCCUGCACGACCAGUACGAGGAGCAGCGUGUCGGCGUGUGGAUGCAGCUCGCGCCCGAUCUCCGGCCCAAGAUGGGCGCCUUCCUGCGCGGCGCGGACGGGCACCUCCGGCAGCAGUGGUACGAGUUUGGCGCGGCCCUCCUGCUCGACUUUAGCCCCGACGACCUGCUCGACUACGGGCUGUCGCGCGACAAGCUCGACAAGCUCCUCGACGGGGGCGGCGACAAGAAAAAGAGCCCCAGCAAGCGCGGGCGGAGUCGCAAGUAGAUGCCCGGUGCUCACGCAAGAUUUAACGACGAGACGAUAGUUCAUCCGGCCCGCGCCGAGCGCAUACAGAGUGGCCCAUAAUAUCUGAGAGAGAGGAGCCCGAGGGGAGGGGCAUUGCAUAUGAUUAGAGUGUGAUGCUACGAGUGCAUGGUGA
This is a messenger RNA of Vanrija pseudolonga, 1925 nucleotides long. RefSeq lists its product as uncharacterized. The coding region runs from base 65 to 1771 and encodes 568 amino acids. The record is from RefSeq and is a predicted model, not a curated record. The transcript is spliced from 2 exons. NCBI's taxonomy places the organism in Eukaryota, Fungi, Basidiomycota, Tremellomycetes, Trichosporonales, Trichosporonaceae.